CCAGGGGCUGCAGGUGGAUCUCUGCUUCCCAGUGGUCCCCCAUGGGCUGCAGGGGAAUCUCAGUUCUGGUGCCUGGAUCACCUCUUCUCUCCCAAUCUUCCUUCACUGACCUGGGUGUCUGCAGACCUGUUUCUCUCACAUAUUCUUGCUCCUCUCUUCUCUGGCCACAAUUACUUCUAUGCAGUAACUUUUAUUUCUUAAACAUAUCUCAAAAGAAGACAUUAUUGUGCACAAGUUGAUGGCCACAGAUGGUUAAGCUCUCUCCAUGUCUGAUUUGAGGAAGUGUGAGACAUCUUACUCUCGAACAGACUGUAAUGUGACUUGGAACUUUGAAACCAGCAGACCUAUCUCCAUUAAGUGAUGCUAUUACAAUCUAGAGCUUGACAGAUUGUUUCUGUGUUAGUACCAUCACUUGGCAUUUUUCCUGUAAUCAUGUGCUUACUCCUGACAUUACCUUACAGACUUUUCUUCAACGGCAGAAGUUUUUCCUGAAGUGUAUGAAGACCUAACCUUACCCUUUCCUUCGGCAAAAGCCAAGUAUCACCAAUUCAACAACCCGAGAUGCCUACAGAAGUGCACUAAGAGAGCACAGGACUAAGCAGGACCCUGUGGAAACGCAUCUGGAGCCACCGGCUGCCCUGCGCUCACUGCACUGCACCGACGUCCUGCGGCCGGUAUUUGCCAUAGGGAACGCACAAUUCUCUUUCAGAACACGAGUUUUUCCUCCAGGCGUUCAAAACAUUAAUCUAUUCCUUGGCAGCAGAAACGAGCUGCUGGAUGUAGAAGGAAAGUAGGUCGUGCGCACGGAAAAUGCCUCUAAGGGACAAGUGUUGUCAGACUGACCACCAUCACCAUGGGUGCUGCGAACCAGUGCAUCUCUUGGAACCUGGUGAUCCUCCGUUAUUGCAGCAGCCUCUGCAAACAUCAAAGUCUGGUAUUCAACAAAUCAUCGAGUGUUUCCGAUCAGGAACGAAACAACUUAAACAUAUCUUGUUAAAAGAUGUGGACACCAUUUUUGAGUGCAAAUUGUGCCGGAGUCUCUUCAGAGGAUUACCAAAUUUAAUUACUCAUAAAAAGUUUUAUUGUCCUCCAAGUCUGCAGAUGGAUGAUAACCUUCCAGAUACAAAAGAUAAGCAGAGUCAAGCCAUAAAUGACCUUCUUGAAGCAAUCUAUCCAAGGGUAGAUAAGCAAGAAUAUAUCAUUACUUUAGAACCUAUAGAAACUAAUCAAAAUGCUGUAUUUCAAUAUGUGUCAAGGACUGAUAGCCCAGAUGAGAACACAGAAAGUAGCCAUACCCCCGAUCAAGUUCCAGUCCAGAUACAGGAACCCAGCACUGAGCAACCCAAGACUGUUUCAGCUCCAGCCCCAGUCCCAGCUGGGGAGACUGUGGAAUUACCUCCUGCUGAUCCUGUUACAAACAAGGUGAUAUCUACUCCUGAAGAACAGCCUCCAGCAGUAAAUCCUGACUUGGACUCUCUGGAUAAUUCUGAUUAUGGCCACCAGUUGAUUUGUUGCCUCUGUAGGAAGGAAUUUCAUUCAAGACGCAGUGUACGCCGGCACAUUCGAAAAGUACACAAAAAAAAGAUGGAAGAGCUAAAGAAGUACAUAGAAACAAAAAAGAAACCAAACCAGUGCUCUGCAAAAGGACGAAAUAAGAAUGUUCUCGUAACAUUAGGUAGAAGUUGUCCUGUGUGUUAUAAAUCAUUUGCCACAAAAGCCAAUGUAAGGAGGCAUUUUGAUGAAGUUCAUAGAGGAUUAAGGAGGGAUUCCAUUACUCCUGAUAUAGCUACAAAGCCUGGGCAACCUUUGUUCUUGGAUACAGUUUCUGCUAAAAAAUCUUUUAAGACCAGAAAACAAAAGUCGUCUUCAAAGGCUGAAUACAAUUUAAGUGCAUGCAAAUGCCUUCUGUGCAAGAGAAAAUAUAGUUCACAAAUAAUGCUGAAAAGGCAUAUGCAAAUUGUUCACAAGAUAACUCUUUCUGGAAAGAACUCUAAAAGAGAGAAAGGACCCAACAAUACUACCAAUGGCACAGAACUAAAAGUUGAACCAGCAGAUUCUGUAGAACCUUCACCCCCUUCCAUUGCGCUUUCUCCACAGAAUGAAUUAAAGGGAACAAAUCAUUCAAAUGAGAGAAAGAACACACUGUCAGCACAGAAAAAUAAGGUCAAACAGGACCCUGAAAACCCUAAAUCAACUUCUAAAUCAACUACUAAAUCAACCUGCAAAUCAGCCACUAAAUCAACCCCUAAAUCAACCAAUGCAUCUGCUGCAGGUGGCCAGCAAAAAACCAGGAAGCCAAAACUUUCAGCUGGCUUUGACUUCAAGCAGCUUUACUGUAAACUCUGUAAGCGCCAGUUUACUUCUAAACAGAAUUUAACAAAACACAUUGAAUUACACACAGAUGGAAAUAAUAUUUAUGUUAAAUACUACAGGUGUCCACUCUGCUCUUAUGAAACGCGCCGCAAGCGUGAUGUGAUAAGACACAUAACUGUGGUUCAUAAAAAGUCACCACGCUACCUUGGGAAAAUAACUGCAAGUUUAGAAAUAAGAGCAAUAAAGAAGCCAAUUGAUCUUGUUCUAAAUAAGGUGACAAAAAGAGGCUCUCAGAGGGAUGAAACAAAACAGAUUGGUUCAAAACAGGAUGUCACCUCUAAUUCUCCCAGUAAAAAGUAUGAAGGAGCUGAUGUUGGCAUUGAAGUAAAAGUAACAAAAAACUUUUCUCUGCACCAAUGCAAUAAAUGUGGGAAAGCAUUUGCCAGAAAAGCUUUUCUAGAACAUCAUAAGAAAACCCACAAAGCAAAUGUAUCUCAUUCACCUGAAGAAAGUAAAACCAAAGGCAGAAGUACAAGAUCUAAAGCUGUUGUCUGGACAGUACCACUUUCCAGAACACUGAAGUAGUUGAAGUGAAAUGCACAUGCUUCUAAAUUAGCAGUUAUCUCUAUGCAGUUGUAGUUUGACCCAGUAUAUAACAAACUUCCUGAAACUGAAAAAGGGUGUACCAGAGACAAGGUAAUAAACAGCAGCUGUGGAAGAAGGUGGUCUUUCCUCAUUUAGGAAAUAUCCAGAAAACUCAUCGUGCAUCCUGGUCCUCCCUGGUAGUGCUAAUUGAUGGACAGACUUUGAUGUGAUAUCCUACUUUGGUAAAUGUUGUGUUAUAUACUGUUUUAAAUUUAUUACAAAUGAAUGUAUAAGAGCAAACAAUGUAGUGUUAUUGGCUGAAUUCUACUAAUUUUUACUAUUUGCCAUAAAUUCAGUUUGUUCCUAUUGACUAAUUUCCCAGUUCAAGGACAUUCUGAAUUUCACUGUGCUGAAGUUGCUUUGAAGACCUCCAUUUUGUUUCCAUAUGUGGUUCAUGGAAAACUUUGUAAACAUCUAGGAAGUUUACAAGAAUAUCCACAUUCCUAUAUCCUUUAAUUUUUUUAAAAAAAUUUAUACACAAGCACUUUAAUGAUAGUUGCAGUUUAUUUUUUCAGUUUAUUUUUGAAAGAUCAACACACUAAUGUUAAUAUGAAGGUAGUGAAUAUUUGCUGAUGUAUUAUAGACAAUCUGUGCACAACCACUUAUAAUGUUAGCUUAUUUCAUUAAAUAUUAAUAAAAAGGGAGGAUAGUUUGGGAGAAACUCAAAAUAUAUUUUCUCUCAAAAUCGUAAAUGACCACUGUGGGUAGCACUUGACUUUGUAUAAUUGGAAAAUGUUUUAGAUACCUUUUUUUAACCUUUUAAAAUUAAGAUUGUAGUAAAACAGUUGCAUGCCUACCAUUAUGAAGUUCUUGGCAGGUUUCAUGCUAUCAUGGGUUUUGUUUUGGGGUUUUUUUGUUGUUUGAGGGGGUUUUUUGUUUGUAUAUUUUUUAUUUUUUACCUUUUAGAAAAUAUUUUGUUUAGUGAUUUGUGUCAAAUUGCUACAAUUUGAAAGGUAUUGUACAUCAGAAGAAAUACCAUGUUUUUUAUAUCGGUUCACUCCCUUACUUAGGGAGGUGCCUCGUGUUCAUAUAUACUUUUUUUGUAUAAAAUAUAUCUAAAUGUUGAUCACAAGAUCAGGAGUAAAAAUGCUUUUAUGGAUAGAGAACUAUUUGGCCCUGUUAGUGCAUUGCACUAAAAAUACUGUGAAUGGGAACUAAGAUUGUAGCUUUGCUCAAAAUGUUCUAUAUUGAAUGUACAUGCUUUUGUUUGGAUAAAUGUACUGUAUUUGAUGGAAAAUAAAGGAGACUGGAAAUGAUUUUUAAGUGGGCAUAAAUAGAAAGAUGCUGUGUUUGUAAACUUGGGAUAUCUGUCACUCCACAACUGAAAAUUACAUUGUUUGCAUUUUGUAAAGUUUUAUUUGUUGAUCAUUGAAG
This is a messenger RNA of Ficedula albicollis (Collared flycatcher), 4332 nucleotides long. It is a transcript of the gene ZNF800, whose product is annotated as zinc finger protein 800. Lineage: Eukaryota; Metazoa; Chordata; Aves; Passeriformes; Muscicapidae. Bases 811 to 2898 code for a protein of 695 amino acids. The transcript is spliced from 6 exons. The record is from RefSeq and is a predicted model, not a curated record.